UUUAUAUCAUGUAUGCGCUGUCAACGAAACACAUAUUUGGCGGAAAUCAAUCGAUUUUAAUUUCAUCUAAAAUGCGAUGUAAAAAGAAUCGCUUGUGGUCAUAAUGGUAUUGUCUCAUAAGCCGCUUAAUUGGAAAGUAAAGUAAGGCAGGAUAUUUGGUUAGGUUUUCUUUAACUGUUCUUCUUAAGGAUGUAUGUUGGAAAUCAUGCACGCCAUUGAUUAGCGUGAUACAAUUUUGCUAAAAUGAUUUGAUUAAAUUGGAUACUCGUGUUGGAAAAUUAUCUGUUGAUUGUAGUAGAAAAUGGGAAAUUGCAACUGCAGGAAGAAACAAAUUAUUGAUGAAAAAGAAGAUACAGGUAAUGCAUUACAGGAAGAAACAAAUAGUGACGAUAAUUUAAAGGAUGACGCAUAUGGGAAACUUGUAACAUGGAUUAUAGAUAUGGCGGAUACGGAUUGCACUGGAAAAGAGCUUAUGCAAGAUAUGCUAGAUGGAGAAACGGUUUUACAUAAUACUGGUACUGACUCGGACACAUCAAGAUCUCUUAACUUGUCAAGCCAGCAGGCUUCCAUUGAUUCUGUAGGCAGUGGUUCUGAAAAUAUGUCCUGGAAGUCGUCUAUCAGUCCCGAUUCAAGGUCAAUAUGCACAAUACCGGAAACUCGUUACCUGGGUCGUGCACAGUCAGAGGACAUUGAAUCAGUUAGACCAAAACAACGAGGUGUUUUUCUGAAGCAAAUUUCGGUAGCUUGUGAUUCAAGAACAGCCCCAAAAGCCUUAAACAGGGACAAAUCGCUUGAAUUUAGUAAACCAAAGGAAUUAAAUAAAUCUCUUGAUAUACAUAAAUCUUCAGAAAUGAGCAAAUCAAUGAAAUCUCUAAAAUCUGCUAGGGAUCGCAAGGAUAUAGAACCUAACUUAAAAAUGAAAGAAACCGAGUUAUUGAAGGCACGAUAUCAAAAUAUUAUGUCGAAAAAAGAACAAAAUACGCUUAUUAAACAAAGCUCUGAACCAGAAUCCUUCAGAAACAAAUUGCAGCCAAGACAAAAGCUAGGACUAGGGACUAAAUCAUUUGAUAAUUUUUUGGAUGUCCCCAAGCCAUUUUCACCGGCAUACAUAAGACAGUCAAGCGACGAAAGCUCUUCUAGCAAGAAAGACUAUUUAUCAACAUCUUCUAAAUCAUUUGACAGCGAUUCUGCACGAUGCAUAUCAACUAGUCCUCGAGCAAAAGGUAAAAGAACAAUUAGUGAGGAAGGAUUCCGAAAGAAAGAGAAAUAUCGAAUGAGUAUUCGGAACAAGCCUGUCAAAUCUUUCGACAUUUUCCUCGACGACAGUGUCAAAUCGUCAAAGAAUUCAAUGAGCCGACAAACCACCAUUAGCAUCGAAGAUGAAGAUGGAGUCAUAAUUGAAAAUAUUCACCAGGAUAGUGAAGAGGAAAUGAUUCCUUUAAGACCAUUGUCGGUUGAAAACGAUAACGCCGGAAAAUUUGAUGUCAGUUUUGAAUCAUCAAAAAACCAACAAAACAAGCGUACUCCUUUAGGAAUUUUGAGUCGAAGUGUUGGGAAUAUAAGGGAGAAGACUUCAAAAUUGAAGUCACUUGUACGAAGAAAGAGUAGCAGUCUGAUGACAAUAAAGUCUUCAGAGAACGAGGACAAUAGGACGGAAGCAAUGAAAGCAGUCUCAAAUGAAGAGGUCAUUUUAAACGACACACUACUUGAUGGCAAUAUUAACGAUAUUCUCUUUGCAAUUGAUACAUUAUGGCCAACACAAUGAUUAUAUCAAGCCGUUAUAGAUUGUGUUACAAUAUGAUUUUUAUUUUUAUAUGACUUUGACUUCAUAACAUUGUUGUAUAUUUCAUGAUCGUCCUUCAUUUUUAAGAAAUUUCGAAUUUAUAUUUCAGUAUAUUGUCUUUUAUUUGAAGCUUUCGCAUUGAUUUAAUAUGUAUUUACAUAAUUGGGACAAAUGAGUAAAGUAAAGAACGAACAUUGACAUUGAUUUUAUAAUCGUAUAUCAGUAAUUGAUGUGAAGGUAAUAUCUAUAGUACGACAUAAAUGUACCAUGGAUUUAGUGUAUGAUCAGGAAUUAAGUUAGAAUCUUGGCGAAGGUGCGCAGGCUAAUGAAAGGGAAACUUUUGCGCUGUUAAUAUUUUAACAACAGAAUUUUUUAUGUUGACAAAUAUAAGAACCGCUCUCCUUCCUUGAUAUGUUUUUACACAAACUAAACUACCUUCUAAAAGAUAUGUACACCUAGAAUCAACUAACCUAAAAUAUCGUUUCUCAUCUCAUCCACAUUUAUAUUUAUAUAUGAUCGUUCUGAUCAUGCUUGUGAUAUUUGCCACUGUUCGUUAAGCAGCAAUCAAUCAAUGUUAAUAUAAUUUGGGAAUCAUUUACUUUUACUUUUCAUUGACAAUGUAUCAAUAAACGUAAACAAUUUAUAACUUGUUAAAUUGCUUGCUUCUAUCAUGAUGAAAUUAGCAUAAAAUAAAACAACCCCAACUGUUAAAUAUUCAAAACAUUCAUUUAAAAUGGCAUAUUCAUCAGUCUAGAAAUGGUCUAGGAACUGUGAAGAAUUACCUGUCUCUUUAAUCUUUUGUAUUGGUAAGAGUUGGCUGCUCUACGAAUCCAAAUUGAACAAUAUUAAAAUCAAUUCUGGAAAAUAAAAUCGAGUUUCCUCACCUCGAACCAGUGAAUUUUAAUUUCUUAGUACCAUUCUACACCCAAGAAAACAUCGUUACAUUGCCUCCCGUUGUCCUUACUAUCUAGUCGACACAUUAUUCUACCAAUAUAGCAUUAUUUUUUAAACAAAAAGCGCAAUUACUAGCAUGGGUAAAACUACGAAAAGGUGUAUAAUAGGUAUGCUCAUUUGAAGUUAUAUUAAUAUAAAGACAAGAAGAUGUGGUAUAAUUGUCAUAGACAACUAUCCAUGAUUUAAACAGGACAAACAUAUAAACAACUAUAUAGUAGUUCUUAAACAUGCUUUAUAAGCCUUUUUCAAUGAGACACAUUGGGUUGCAAUAGGUCACUAAACACAUCUAUCUAGCCCAGUUGACGAAUUUAAACAAUUCUUUGUAACAAUCAUUCACAAUAUCGAGACCAAAGUCUACUAUGUGCUCACAAAUUGUCCCAGAUGUUUCAACCAAGAAUAUUUUGUUAUUAUACUAUUGCUAGAGUAAACAGUACCAUUUUGUACAAUUAAAACAACCUUUAUACAUUGUAGGUGCACAUCGUUGAAAUCAAUGUGUCAUACGAGCUGAAUUAUUUUCUGUAUAACAUCUGUACCCAUAUCAAUGCUUUCAAAAGUUGUUUCUGUAGCAAAAAAAAAAAAAAAAAUAAACCCAUUCACCGAAAUUCUUUAUUAAUGUGUUACACAGAUUUCUCAGUGGUAAUCCUCUAAAACAAACAUUUAUAAACAUGCAAUCACGGCUACUCAUAGUAUUUACUCAUUUAGGGUUUCGUGAAUUAAAAUGAUUCAUCAACAUUUAAUAUAUGCUUUCAUUAUCUAUUUUCUAAUCAAAACAUAGUUGCCAUAACAUAAAAUAUGCGCCUCGUUUUUUUUUUUUAUACAUAAUUUAUUGACAGGAAAAAAGAGAAACAGUUUUUAUUUUCGCACAAAUAUCAGAGAACAGAUGUUUUCUCCGGGUGAAAAAGAAAUUUUUCAGAGAAAGACAUCUCUAUAAAACUGAUGGUACCUGUUUAAUCGUCGAUUUGGACUAAUGCUUAAUUGGUCUGUCUUUGGUGUUUUAACAGUUUAUCCGUUUGUUGGUUGUCCUUGUUCAUAUAUCAAUUGUAUAUUUUGCACAAGCUUUGAAAAAUGUUAAACACGUAAAAUCGAUUGUAUGAAAACUGAAAUGUAUUACACACAUGUCGUUGUUCUAAUUUCUAUCAAGUUAAUUAUUUUUUGUCUAUUACAUGAAACCAAUCAAAUGUAUAGAAUGAAAGUAAAAAUUAAACAACAAUAAACUUAUUUUCA
Molecule: messenger RNA, 3961 nt
Organism: Mytilus californianus (California mussel)
Lineage: Eukaryota; Metazoa; Mollusca; Bivalvia; Mytilida; Mytilidae
Exons: 2
Coding region: 302-1765 (487 amino acids)
Source: RefSeq, a predicted model, not a curated record